AUGGCUACCACUCAGCAGACAGAGAAGACCGACGGAGUGCAUCUGGAAUUCGAGAAUUCUCCGGCCCAGGAGACCGCGCCGCUCGAUAAAAUCGACACGGUCCACAACGAUGAAGGUAUCGCCAUCAUCGCCAACUACGACGGCGAGCAGACGUGGACCCCGGAGGAGGAGAAGAAGCUGGUGAGGAAGAUCGACAGGAGAGUACUGCCCAUCCUGUUCGUCACCUUCGCCUUGCAAUUCUAUGACAAAUAUAUGUUGUCGCACGCUGCUAUCUUUGGGCUGAGGACCGAUCUCGAUCUCACGGUCGGGAACCGAUAUGCGAUGACGGCGGCCAUCUUCUACCUGGGCUACAUGGCCGGCGCGUAUCCGAUGACCCUGCUGGCCCAGAGGUUCCGCAUCAACCAUGUCAUCUUCGCUACCGUCCUCAUCUGGGGCCUUUGUGUCUUGUCGACCGCCGGCUGCACCACUUACAGGGGGAUCUAUACGCAACGGUUCUUUCUCGGGAUCCUGGAGUCGGGCAUCCCACCGACCUUCAUGGUCGUGGUGGGCAGUUGGUAUACAAAGGCAGAACAGACCUUCCGCCAAGGGAUCUGGUUUAGUGCCGCUGGCCUCGUCGCGGUCCCGGCGCCUCUGGUCAACUACGGCCUAGGACAUAUCAAAGGCGCCCUUGGACCCUGGCAAUACAUGUAUAUCUUCGCCGGCUCGAUAACCACGCUGUGGGCGGUGCCGAUCUUUUUCUUCAUGGAGCCGGAUCCGGUGCACGCGAAGAGUCUCAGCGAGCGGGAAAAGUUCAUCGCCAUCAGCCGCAUCAAGGUCAACAACACGGGCGUGCGCAACACCCACUUCAAAACCAAGCAGCUGGGGGAGAUUCUCAUGUCGCUGAAGUUCUGGCUGUUGGCCGGCAUGGGCCUGUGCAUCACGGCCAUCAGCACCAUCAGCACGGUGUUCCUGCCCAUCCUGAUCGCGGGCAUGGGCUUCAGCGGCUUCAACGCGCUCCUCCUGUCCGUUCCCGUGGGCGUGGUCUCGACUUUUCUGUGCAUCGUGACCACCUGGACCUGCCGCGUCCUGUCCAAGUACAACCCGCGCACCUGGGGCAUCUUCGUCUGCGGCGUCUGCAUGCUCCUGACCGCGGCCAUCAUGUGGAAAGUGCCCCACGCCCCGAUCGGCGCCAAGUUGUUCCUCCUCUACCUCAUCCAGUGCUUCCCCGGAUGCUACGCGCUGAUCAUGGACUUGUCUAUCGCCAACACCGCUGGCUACACCAAGCGGACCCUGAUGUCUGCAGGCUUGUAUUUUGGUUACUGCGUUGGAAACUUUGUGACACCCUUCACCUUCCUCGUCGAGGAGGGGCCGACCUACCCGACGGGCUUCACCUACAUUACCGCGGUGAUCUCCCUCUUCCUCGUGCUCGUGCUCGUCCUCGCCUAUCGAUUUGUCUGUGUCCGAGAGAACAAGAGACGGGAUGCCGCCGGGUUCGUGGAGAGCUUCGACCACGCCUACGAGGACGACGCGACGGACAAGACAAACAUGAAUUUCCGUUAUGUCUACUGA
Messenger RNA from Fonsecaea multimorphosa CBS 102226, 1548 nucleotides. RefSeq lists its product as uncharacterized. Gene Ontology annotation, molecular function: transmembrane transporter activity. The transcript has 6 exons. NCBI's taxonomy places the organism in Eukaryota, Fungi, Ascomycota, Eurotiomycetes, Chaetothyriales, Herpotrichiellaceae. The record is from RefSeq and is a predicted model, not a curated record. Gene Ontology annotation, biological process: transmembrane transport. The coding region runs from base 1 to 1548 and encodes 515 amino acids. Gene Ontology annotation, cellular component: membrane.